Messenger RNA from Vigna unguiculata (cowpea), 1314 nucleotides. Its product is annotated as tRNA (guanine-N-7) methyltransferase. Gene Ontology annotation, cellular component: tRNA methyltransferase complex. The record is from RefSeq and is a predicted model, not a curated record. Gene Ontology annotation, biological process: RNA (guanine-N7)-methylation; tRNA methylation. Lineage: Eukaryota; Viridiplantae; Streptophyta; Magnoliopsida; Fabales; Fabaceae. Gene Ontology annotation, molecular function: tRNA (guanine(46)-N7)-methyltransferase activity.
CAGAACAAGUGAAAGAAGAAUAAACAACAAUACCAACAACAACGUUAAUGGCUUAUUCUUCUUCUUCUUCCUCCUCUCGUUUGUUGUUGCAAUUACAGAGUUCUUCGCAACUAAUGCUACGUCUUUCACCCUUUCUCGUUUCUUCUCCUCCUCCUCCUUCUUCUCUCUCUUUCUCCUCCAGCUGCCACGUGUCCUCUUCAGCUCAAUCCACACUCCAACAGGCACAUCAAAGAAGCUCAGAAAUGGUGGCAUUGGAAUAUGCUGACCUCAAUCUCUCUUACAACUUGGAUCUGGGUCACCUCAGGAUCAGGCAACAUGUUAAUCCUCUAAGUGCUUCUUUCUCUGUUCCUGCACAAGUACCAGACUGGAACCAGGUCUUUGCAGACCCAAUGUUGCCACUCAUGGUGGACAUUGGAUGUGGCAGUGGCAGGUUUCUAAUGUGGUUGGCCAAAAGAACUCCUAAAAAGAGAAACUUUUUGGGUUUGGAAAUCCGGGAAAGGAUAGUCAAACGCGCUGAGACAUGGGCAAAGGAUCUGGCUCUCAAUAACAUACAUUUCUUGUUUGCAAAUGCCACAAUUUCUUUCAAGCAGUUGGUAGAAUCAUAUCCUGGGCCCUUGUUCUUAGUCUCAAUUCUGUGUCCAGACCCACAUUUCAAGAAAAGACAUCAUAAAAGAAGAGUUCUCCAGAAGCCUUUGGUCGGUGCUAUAGUGGACAAUUUAAUGCCAGGGGGACAGGUUUUUGUACAGUCUGAUGUGCUUCAAGUGGCACUUGACAUGAGAAAUCAGUUUGAUGAAGUUGAAGCACUGAAACACAUAGAUGUUUCCAACCCAGCUAUGUUGUGUGACAGUGAAGGGUGGUUGUUAAGCAACCCCAUGGGAAUAAGGACUGAGAGAGAGAUUCAUGCAGAACUUGAAGGUGCAAAAAUCUUUAGAAGAUUGUACCAGAAACAGAUAUGAAAGAUGAGUUCUCAAGAUUAACUACUUUGUUGAUUUGCUCUCCUAGUAUGAAGCAAAAGGAUAACCUUGUCCAUGUCAGACAUAAAUGGAAAGGAACACUCAUGACACAUCAAAUCUUAACAUGAUGCUUGGUCUUUUUUUGUGUCUGCAGAAUCCAAGUUCUUUUACAUGUUCAACUACAGUUAAAAACCUCACAUCUUCCUAGAAUGCUUACCAAUGAAGUUCUCAUGUUGAACAUAUCAUACCUAAUUGGUUAAGGUUAGGGUUUGUGUAUUAUGUAUUUGAAGUGUAUUUUUGUAUGAUCAAGUACAAUUGAAAAGUAAUUUUGUGGAAAGAAAAGCACAAACUUUUUCCCUUA